AUGUUGGCUGUGAAGGUGGAUGUCAGCUAUGGAACCGUGUGGACAAUUGUUCACGACAGGUUGCCAUAUCGGAAGGUGUGUUCCGCUUGGGUUCCGAAGCAGCUCACCAACCAGCAAAAGGAACUGUGCAUGGGGCUAGCACUGCAAUAUCUGUUUCGGUAUCAGGAAGACCCCGCUUUCAUGGAGUGGAUGGUCACAGAUGGUGAGACUUGGUACCAUCACUACGAGCCAGAGACAAAGUGGGACAGCAUGCAGUGGAAGCAUGCGUCGUCACCUACCCCUAAAAAGUUCAAAACCAUUUCGUCAGCAGGCAAGGUGUUGCUCACUGUCUUUUUCGACAUUAAAGGUCCGCUAAUUGUGGAAUUCCUCGAGCACAGAAAAACCAUUAACUCCAAUGUGGACUGUGAGACACUCCGAUGCCUAUGCAGGUCCAUCAAGAACAAAAGACCUGGGCUGCUCAUGGAGGGUGUGGUUCUGCUCCAUGAUAACGUGCGUCCACACGUCUCCACACUCACACACAUGGAACUGGCCACGUUCAAGUGA
Molecule: messenger RNA, 543 nt
Organism: Stegodyphus dumicola
Lineage: Eukaryota; Metazoa; Arthropoda; Arachnida; Araneae; Eresidae
Product: histone-lysine N-methyltransferase SETMAR-like
Source: RefSeq, a predicted model, not a curated record